Molecule: messenger RNA, 1794 nt
Organism: Aegilops tauschii subsp. strangulata
Lineage: Eukaryota; Viridiplantae; Streptophyta; Magnoliopsida; Poales; Poaceae
Product: UDP-glucuronate:xylan alpha-glucuronosyltransferase 1-like
Molecular function (GO): glycosyltransferase activity
Source: RefSeq, a predicted model, not a curated record
AUGGCUCCUCAUGCUCUCCUGUCUCCGGAGUCCCGCAGCCGCGCUGCCAUCCUGCCACUGCUACGCAUACUAGAAGAUCAUGGCGCUGAGGCGCGGAAGAGCCGGCCGGCGGCGACCGCCUCCAAGGCCGGCAGGAAGAAGAAGGUGCUGGUGCUGACCGCGGUGGUGUCCGUCGUGCUCAUGUUUGCCCUCCUCAAGACCAGAACCCUCGACGGCCGGGUAUUACUCCGUCAUCGUCCAGCUACUGUGAUUAGUGUUCCACGGCCCCCCUACGCCGCGCACCGGCGCGUCCAGUGGGACAGCGUCACCGCCUCCCUGGUGGCGGCGCAGGCGGGGUCGGUGGCGCUGCUCAACUUCAGCCCGGCGGAGGUGAAGCGGUGGAGGAAGCUGCAGCCACUCCACACGACAGUCCGAGCGGUGCGGUUGCAGCCCGUGGACAGCGCCGUCACCUGGGCCGCCCUCUACCCGGAGUGGAUCGACGAGGACGGUAACGGCACCAACAGCGGCAGCUGCCCCUCACUCCCAGACCCCGAGGAUCAAGGAGGCCAGCGCUUCGACCUCGUCGCCGUCAACCUCCCCUGCCGCAGCCGUAACGAUAGCGGCCGCUGGUCCAGGGACGUGGCCAGGCUCCAUCUCCAGCUCUCCGCCGCCAAGCUCGCCGUCUCCGUCCAGUCGUCGCAUGUCCUCGUCGUCUCUGAUUGCCUCCCACUCCCCAACCUCUUCCCAUGCAAGCACCUCUUCCACCAACACGGCCACGCCCGGCUCUACAGGGCUCACGCCGCCUACCUCCGCCCCCGCACCCGCCUCCCCGUCGGCUCAUGCGACCUCGCUCUACGUCUUCCGACGAUUCCUAUGAAGCCGCUUACGGUGCUCAGGCGGCGGCGGGAGGCGUACGCGACGGUGCUGCACUCGUCGGACGCCUACGUGUGCGGCGCCAUCGCGGUGGCGCAGAGCAUCCGUCAGUCGGGCUCCACCAGGGACCUGGUGGCGCUGGUGGACUACGGCAGCGUCGGCGCCGAGCAGCGCGCCGGCCUGGCUGCGGCCGGGUGGCAGGUGCGCACCAUGGACGGCCGCAUCCGCAACCCGCGCGCCGUGCCCGGCACGUACAACGAGUGGAACUACAGCAAGCUCCGCCUGUGGCAGCAGCUCACCGACUACCGCAGGGUCGUGUUCGUGGACGCCGACCAGCUCGUGCUGCGAAACAUCGACUUCCUCUUCGACGCCCCGGAGGUGAGCGCCACCGGGAACAGCCGGACGCUCUUCAACUCCGGCGUCAUGGUGCUGGAGCCCUGCAACUGCACGUUCGACAUGCUCAUGGCGCGCGUCCGCGACGUCCGGUCGUACAACGGCGGCGAUCAGGGGUUCCUCAACGAGGUCUUCACGUGGUGGCACCGCCUGCCGCGCACCGUCAACGUCCUAAAGUACUACCACCAACAGGGCCAUGCUGCUGCUGCUGCCUCGGCGCCGCCGUCGCCGGAGCCGUACCUGCUGCACUACCUGGGCAUCAAGCCGUGGCUGUGCUUCCGCGACUACGACUGCAACUGGAACGUGCCGUCGCUGCGCCAGUUCGCCAACGACGAGGCGCACGCGCGGUGGUGGGCCGUGCACGACAGGAUCAAGCCGGGGGAGCUCGCCGCUAGGUUCUGCGCGUUGCCGAAGAGUCAGAGGUCGUCGCUGCAGUAUGAGCGGAGGCAGGCGGAGAAGGCCAACGCCACCGACAUGCACUGGAGCCGUCCGAUCACUGACCCAAGGAACACCCAACAACUCUUGUUGCCAAUGCCACCCACCGCAUGA